Messenger RNA from Capra hircus (goat), 1181 nucleotides. It is a transcript of the gene NKX2-4, whose product is annotated as NK2 homeobox 4. Gene Ontology annotation, cellular component: nucleus. The record is from RefSeq and is a predicted model, not a curated record. Gene Ontology annotation, biological process: cell differentiation; regulation of transcription by RNA polymerase II. Gene Ontology annotation, molecular function: DNA-binding transcription factor activity, RNA polymerase II-specific; RNA polymerase II cis-regulatory region sequence-specific DNA binding. Bases 86 to 1129 code for a protein of 347 amino acids. NCBI's taxonomy places the organism in Eukaryota, Metazoa, Chordata, Mammalia, Artiodactyla, Bovidae. The transcript has 2 exons.
CCUGGUCACAGGCGCAGCCGCCGCGGCCGAGGUGGCGGCGACCCGCGCGCGCCCCGGGCCCCCCUACCUGGCCGCCCGCCGAGCCAUGUCGUUGAGCCCCAAGCACACGACGCCCUUCUCCGUGUCCGACAUCCUGAGCCCCAUCGAGGAGACCUACAAGAAGUUCGGCGGCGCCAUGGACGGCACGCCGCCCGGCCUGGGGGCACCCCUGGGGGCCGCCUACCGCGCGCCGCCGCCCGGGUCCUCCUCGCAGGCGGCGGCCGCGGCGGGCAUGCAGCCCCCGCACGCCAUGGCGGGCCACAACGCGGCGGCAGCGGCAGCGGCGGCGGCUGCAGCGGCGGCGGCCGCCACCUACCACAUGCCGCCCGGCGUCUCGCAGUUCCCGCACGGCGCCGUGGGCGGCUAUUGCAACGGCGGCCUGGGCAACGUGGGCGAGCUGCCCGCCUACACAGACGGCGUGCGGGGCGGCGCGGCCGCCGCGGCCACCGGCUGGUACGGCGCCAACCCGGACCCGCGCUACUCGUCAAUCUCCAGGUUCAUGGGGCCGUCGGCGGGCGUGAACGUGGCCGCCAUGGGGUCGCUGACGGGCAUAGCGGACACGGCCAAGUCGCUGGCACCUCUACACGCUGCGGCGGCGCCUCGGAGGAAGCGCCGCGUGCUGUUCUCGCAGGCGCAGGUGUACGAGCUGGAGCGGCGCUUCAAGCAGCAGAAGUACCUGUCGGCGCCCGAGCGCGAGCACCUGGCCAGCAUGAUCCACCUGACGCCCACGCAGGUGAAGAUCUGGUUCCAGAACCACCGCUACAAGAUGAAGCGCCAGGCCAAGGACAAGGCGGCGCAGCAGCUGCAGCAGGAGGCUGGCCUGGGCCCGCCGCCGCCGCCGUCGCCGCGCCGCGUGGCCGUGCCGGUGCUGGUCAAGGACGGCAAGCCCUGCCAAAACGGCGCGGCCACGCCGACGCCCCAGGCAGGCCCGCAGCCGCCCGCGCCGACGCCGGAGCUGGAGGAGCUGUCGCCCAGCCCGCCCGCGCUGCACGGGGCGGGGGCAGGCCUGGCGGGGCUGGACGCGGCUGCGGCGGGGGACUACGGCGGCGGCGCGCUGGGCGGCAACCUGCUCUACGGCCGGACGUGGUGACGGCGCGGCUGGCAGGGGGUCCCGCCGCCGCCCGAGGGUCUGCUCGCGCUGA